Penicillium verrucosum is the source of this 1260-nucleotide messenger RNA. RefSeq names its product endo alpha-1,4 polygalactosaminidase. The record is from RefSeq and is a predicted model, not a curated record. NCBI's taxonomy places the organism in Eukaryota, Fungi, Ascomycota, Eurotiomycetes, Eurotiales, Aspergillaceae. Bases 1 to 1260 code for a protein of 419 amino acids. The transcript has a single exon.
AUGAUGAACUCUCCCCAAAUCUCGGGCUGGCAGGUCCUAGCGACCAAGGGAAAGCUCAUUGUAUCUUGCGUUCUGGGCCUCUUCCUCCUUGCCAUCGGGAUGGACAUCCGAGCUGAGCUCGGAGCCGGACACAACCAGAAGAAGAUGUCCAAGCGCGACAUCAACAGCACUCCCCCAAUCUGGCAACCAGAAGCCGGUGUCAAGUGGCAAAUCCAACUGGUAGAUUCCGUCGAAGACACCACCAUCGACACCGACAUAUGGGACAUCGACCUCUUCGACAACACCGCCGAGACAAUCUCCACUCUCCAGAACAAAGGCCACAAGGUCAUCUGCUACUUCUCCGCCGGCACAUACGAAGACUGGCGCCCGGACAUUAGCAAGUUCGACACCGCAGACUUCGGCAGCAACCUCGAUGAAUGGCCGGGCGAGCGCUGGCUGAACAUCAAGUCGAGUAGCGUUCGUGCAAUCAUGAGCUCACGACUGGAUAUGGCAAAGCAGAAGGGCUGCAAUGGUGUUGAUCCGGAUAAUAUCGAUGCGUAUGGGAAUGAGAAUGGUCUUGGGUUGACAGAGGCUGAUUCUGUUGAUUUCUUGACUUUCCUGGCCUCCGAGUCGCAUUAUCGUGGCAUGUCGAUCGGGUUGAAGAAUGGUGGUGAUAUUAUUGGUUCUGUUAUUGACAAGAUGCAGUGGUCGGUUAAUGAGCAGUGUGCGGAGUAUAGCGAGUGUGAGACAUAUGCUGCCUUCACGAAAGUCAAUAAGCCGGUUUUUCAUAUUGAAUAUUCUGGGGAGACGAUUGAGUCUGGUGGCUCUGGUGAUACUUCUGUCUCGGUCGCUGAGGCUACCACUGGUAGCAAGGCUACUUUCACUGCUGCCAUUGGCACCCCUUCUUCCAGUCCUGCUGCCGCUGCAACUGCAACUGCCACUGUCAAUGUUACCCCCAUUUCUACUUCUUCUGCGGCCGCUGCAACCAGCACAGACGCCGAUGCUACCAAGACUGGCAGUACUGACACUGAUGGUGACGAGAAAGAGGCCGAUGAAGAUGACGAGGAAGACGACGACGAGGGAGAGGACGAGGAAGACGAAACUAGUACCCAUGCCACCAAGGAGCAAAAACACCGAUAUGGUCACGGUCACCACAAGCUCCGUGCCAGAGCUGUUCUCUCCUCCACAUUGAAGACCUCAGCCUGCAACGCGGCUAACGCCGAAAAAUUCUCGACUGUUAUCAAGAACAUGAACCUCGAUGCCUGGGUUGAAUAUUGCUAG